CUCCUUAUUGCUAUAAACAUCAAUUCUGGUUCUAUUCAAACCGAGUCGAAAAGAAAAACGAAGGGCGAAAAGUAAAAGGCAAAGGUAGACGGUUCCGUCAGAUUCAAGUCAAGUUGUUCUGAGUUUACUGUACCCGUCGAACUGGACCAACCGGGCAACUACCUUCUGCAUCUGAGUCCAUAGAAGCCAAGUUCUCCGUGCGGCUUGCCAUUCCUACACCACCAUGGCCGACUCUUCUUCCAAAGAAGAAGAACUGGCCCAGAUGGUAAAGAAGAUCGGCACCUAUCUAACACUCAAGAUGUCAAGCCUCCUUCGCGUCUCUGCACAUGACUGGAGUGCUCAUUCCAUUGGAGCUAUUGUCGGUUUAGCUGUAACUGUGGUCUUUAUGUGGAAAUUAUUGAGGACCCCCAGUGGACAACACAGAGGGCGACACCAUCUACAAGGUUCUAUGUCAGGUACUGCUGGAGUUGGCCCAUCAAAUGAGUCAAUACUGACAUCCAGGUUAACCUCAUCUUUGGAUAACCCAGAGACACAGGAUGCAAUAAGUGACUUCUUUCAACCAGCAAAGUUAACUCUUGGGCAUAUAGUGAGGCAAAGACUAAGUGAAGGUAGAAAGGUCACAUGCCGAUUACUUGGUGUGGUGCUUGAGGAGAAUGAUCCAGAAGAGCUCCAGAUACAUGCAACAAUCAGGAAAUCUGUUUUGGAAGUGUUGGUUGAAGUUGCCAAAAUCUGUGAUCUGUAUCUUAUGGAGAGAAUUGUGGAUGAUGAAAGUGGGGAAAGAGUUCUCAAGGCUUUGGAGGAUGCUGGUGCUUUUGGUUCUGGGGGACUGAUCAAAGAUAAGGUUCUAUUCUGUAGCACAGAAAAUGGAAGGACAUCUUUUGUUCGCCAACUUGAACCGGACUGGCAUAUCGACUCAAAUCUUGAUAUUAUCUCCCAGUUGGCUCGUUUCAUCAGAUAUGAGCUUUUCAUCUCUCCAUCUGGGGCUGCACAUAUAGCUCCUAACGUGUUUACCUCAGUGAGCUUGGAGCAAUUUUUUGGCUCUCCAAGAAGAAAUUAACUCAUAGAUACCCGAAUUGAAGAUGUCUACAACUGCAUGGAGCUUCAGAAAGAAAGGAUGCACACAACCAUGUCGUGAGAAAUUUUCACAUCAACAGCAUUUGUCAUGAUAAGUUUUCAAGGUCUUGAAUAUGGAGUUGAUAAACUGAUUUGACUAAGGAUUAUUCUUGAAGCUGGUCUUGCGCACUCUUUCAGGACUGUGAGAAUUGGCAAAGCGUAGUGGUUGUAUUAUUUUUUUUUCUACUUUUCUCGCUUCUGGUUGCUGUUGAACCUUAAUUCUCGGAGAAAACUUGAUAAACAAACACAUUUUUGCAUUUUUUGCAGCAUGUAAUAUGAAAUUCAAAUAUACUUAUGUGAAUAUCGUAGAUCUGACCUGAAGAGAAGCAUGUAGCUUCAUGUUCCAGUAAUCCUUUACUAUUAACAUUAUUUAUAGUUAUCUACUCUGCAGUUAAUGUUUUCUUUA
Messenger RNA from Nymphaea colorata (pocket water lily), 1519 nucleotides. RefSeq names its product peroxisome biogenesis protein 22. The record is from RefSeq and is a predicted model, not a curated record. The transcript has 9 exons. Bases 224 to 1057 code for a protein of 277 amino acids. Lineage: Eukaryota; Viridiplantae; Streptophyta; Magnoliopsida; Nymphaeales; Nymphaeaceae. Gene Ontology annotation, biological process: peroxisome organization.